AUGGCUCCUGGGACGACUUGGCAGGCAAGUGAAGAUGGUCAAGACACCGACAAGUUCGCGAAGCGCGGACGCGGCGACGAAGGCGACGACCAGCACGCCGCGUUCAACCGGGUCGGCGAUCGCGAUCAUGGAAGUGGGGCUGACGAUGAUGGAAGUGAAGAUGAAGUGGGGAUGAAGGGCCCAGCGCCGAUGCUGGAGGAUGAAGCGGUCGACGAGCUAACGGUUGUCGUCGGGAAGUCGGGUGCUCCGCGCCCGAUCGAUCGCCGGCUUGAUGCAGAACUCGGUGAAGUUACUCCAGCUAAGGUUCUGGUGCCCGACGAGCGACAGACCAUGGGAAGGCAGCCGCCGGCUAGUGGAGAUACUUCGAAUGCAUACAAGAUACUGGGACAAGUCGGCCGAUCGAUGGUCGCAACAAGCGCGUGGGUGAUAAUGUUCGCGCCGAAGGAAGUCCGCGGUACCAAGUGGGUGACGCUCGAGAGAGACCUGGCGUCUCCGAUCGACGGCUCCAGCCUGUUCCAACUCAGCGAGCAGACCAAACGUCUGCUGGUGGCGAUGGGCUUCGAGUGUACCAGCCUCCCGACGAUGGUGGUUCUGGAAAUAUGGGAGCUCGCUGAGGUAAGCGCCGAGCUGACCAAGUGGAAGCGCAAGCUGAAGAAUUCGUUCGGGGUGCGUGGAAUGAUUAAGACGCCCGACUCGCCAAACAUCGGGGACUCGCACAUGAUGACGCCGAAGAAGAAUAGCGAAGGUCGGCUAUUUAACCCUCCUGCGCUCGCGGGAGAUGACGAUGACGAUGACGAUGACACGGGCCACGGCUUCGUUGGCCCGUGUGAAGACUUGAUGGCGCAGAUCCGACAAUUUUACCAGCGCAAAGACGAAGACGGAGCUCAGCGAGUUAAGCUGAUGCAUCACAUCUCGCUGAACAAGUUGACGAAGUUCUCUAGGACUCGAAGCCGCAGUGAGCGAUCGCUGCGGUGGCUCAAAAAUUUCAUCUACGAGAUGGAGAAAAACACACACCCGCAAGACCGCUGGUGCGACCCGUUCCAACUCCUGAUGGAGAGUGGAGCCAGCAACCGGGUUCGCCAGAUCUCGAAGAAGACGCGCAACAAGUGGUCCUUGCUAUGCGAGGCGUUCAUGGCGUACUACUGCUCGAAGCACGACAAAUCUGCCGACGACCGAUAUUGCACCGCAACGCGGGACGAGGGGGAGCACAUCUGCGACUACCUGCUGCGCCUGAAAGGGUACGAUCACUCGGCGAAAAUCGCGUAUAAAGCGGGCGGCACCGUCGGCGCCAGGCACGUCAAGCGUUUCCUCGACACUUGUAACGAUGAUGCGCUGGCCCGGCAGUUGAUCCCUCAACGAUUCGACAACAUCGCCAAGGUGGAAGCUGUGAUGUAG
Phytophthora sojae is the source of this 1395-nucleotide messenger RNA. RefSeq lists its product as hypothetical. NCBI's taxonomy places the organism in Eukaryota, Oomycota, Peronosporomycetes, Peronosporales, Peronosporaceae. The record is from RefSeq and is a predicted model, not a curated record. The transcript has 3 exons. Bases 1 to 1395 code for a protein of 464 amino acids.